ACAUCAGGGCUGGCGAUGGCCACGUUUGCAGGUGCUGUAUAUAAGGGCCAGAGCCAGGCAGCAGCCGGUCAGUGCAGGAGCCUCCUCCCAUCCAGCCCAGUGAUGCUGCCCGGCCUCCUCUUCCUCCUGGGGCUGCCGCUCACCCUCGCAUCCCCAACUUGUGCCCCACUCAUCCCGGUCACCUUCGACAAUGCCACCAUCCCUAGGCUCCUGGGACACUGGAUCUACAUCGCCGGUGCCUCCCGGUACCCGCCUCACCUGGAGGAGCUGAGAGCCCUGAAGCACGCGGCUUUCUCCUUCUCUCCCAGCAGCCACGAGGACGAGCUCAGCACCACUGAAAUCAUGCGUCUGAAUGAGACGUGCGUGGAGAGGAACACCAGCAAGGUCCUGGUCUUUCGGGACAACUCCACCUUGGCGCAUGUCGAUGACCAAGUGUUUGCCAUGGCCAAACUGAUCCAAAGCGACAAGGACCUGCUGAUCCUCAACCAUCUCAAUGAUGAGUUCCCAAGUCUGAGCCUCUCAGCACGGACGCCCAACGUGAGCAAGGAGCAGCUGGAGGAGUUCAGAUCCCACCUGCACUGCCUGGGCCUCACCGAGGAGGACAUCUUCAUGACCUCUGAGAAGGAUGCCUGUCCCCUGCCCUGGGAGAAGAAGGGUGAAGGAGAUGCAGAGCCACAGCUGAAAUAACCCCCAUGGGCCACUCCAUCCUCAUCCUCCUCCGGUCCC
Molecule: messenger RNA, 726 nt
Organism: Neopsephotus bourkii (Bourke's parrot)
Lineage: Eukaryota; Metazoa; Chordata; Aves; Psittaciformes; Psittacidae
Product: alpha-1-acid glycoprotein 1-like
Exons: 6
Coding region: 16-687 (223 amino acids)
Source: RefSeq, a predicted model, not a curated record